AUGGCUGCCUCGCGUCGGGCCGUCACUCAAGGGCGCGGCGGCGCGUUCUCCACCGCGGCGGGGCUUCUCCCCGUGCUCGUCCUCGCAUUGCUGCUCCAGGCGCCCUCCGCGUCCGCCCGCCGCUGGUUCUGGAACGACGGACUCUUCCCCGCCACCGCGCUCGCUGCCGCGGAAUCCGGCGGAUCGGGGAGCGCUGCCGCGCCGCCUCCAGCAGUUCCAACGCCAGCCCCGCCGGUGCCGACGACAGCCCCGGCGGCGCCGGCGCCGGCGCCGGCUCCCGCGGUGGAGUCGUGCUACGACUCCGUCCCUGUGGACCGUUUCAUCGCGUCCGGAGCCACGCGCGAUCCGUGUGCUGCGCUGGCGGCGGAGCUGAAGCGUACUGCCGGAGAACUGGGGAACAAGACCGGAGGGCAAGGAUUCGCGGCUCCUUCUCUCUUCCGCGCGUGCCACUCCACGUUCCUGUUCAGGAAGGACUGCGACGUGGAGGACCUUCUAUCGAUCGCGAACGCGUUUGACAAUCACUACGUGUACAAGCACAUCGCCGUUGACUCGCCGGACCAGACCAACCUGCCGAGCAGCAUCGAUAUUGUCGCGGAGCUGCGGAAGAUCGUUGCGAACGCCAAAGCGGGAAAGUACCCGCGGCUGGUGGACGCGCACAUGGCGGCGCGCCGAGCGACCUGGGCGCUCAACGAUGGGCACAGCGUGUUCUUGUCGAGCUGCUUCUUUGGGAGUUACGACUUGCCGUUGCCGCUCAUGGCUGUUGUCGAAAACGGGCAGCAGAUCAUUCGCACUAAUCCUCUCUGUGCUACUCACUUUGCACCUCUCAGAAAUAGCGCUUCGACGGAGGACGUUCAGGUGCCAUGGAUAGCGACUGGUUCUCUGGGUAGCUUCGAGAAUGCCACGGACUACUGGGCGACGUACUGUGCCGUGAAGAAUCCAUCAGGCGGCGCUGCCGCUGGUGGCAGUGGCACUAGCGUGCAGGCAACCACCACACUCGAACAUGCAGACACCCCAGUGAUAGACAAAUUUCUCAAGCGCCACCCUGAUCCAGUCUACUAUGAUGAUGAUGAUGAUACCAACGAUGGCAGCGGCGGCGCACCGGACGGCCUGAAUGUCGACACUGCGCCGUUUUCUGCUGCAGCAGACGGCUCUUCUGGUGCAGUAGCGGGGACGACUGUAACGAGGAUCUCACCCAAGGAUGAGCGUUUCCUGGUGUACCUGGUGGGUGGCAGCACGGCAGUUAUCUGGUUUCAUGCGUUCGCUCCCAACGAGGCAGAGUCAGACGAGUUGAAGCAGGGCAACAACACCGACGAGGAGAAGUACAUGGUGCAGCAGGUCACCAAGGCUCUUCAAACCGCAGCAGCGUCAGUAUUCCUCCCUCGCAGUAUUCCUCCCUCUCAGUUUUCCCCCCUUUCUACCCCCUCCAACCCUCACUCCUUGCCUCAUGCUAUUCACCUCUCCCCACUCCUUGCCUCGUGCUAUUCACCUCUCCCCACUCCUUGCCUCAUGCUAUUCACCUCUCCCCACUCCUUGCCUCAUGCUAUUCACCUCUCCCCACUCCUUGCCUCAUGCUAUUCACCUCUCCCCACUCCUUGCCUCAUGCUAUUCACCUAUCCCCACUCCUUGCCUCAUGCUAUUCACCUCUCCCCACUCCUUGCCUCAUGCUAUUCACCUCUCCCCCCUCCUUGCCUCAUGCUAUUCACCUCUGCCCACUCCUUGCCUCAUGCUAUUCACCUCUGCCCACUCCUUGCCUCAUGCUAUUCACCUCUCCCCACUCCUUGCCUCAUGCUAUUCACCUCUCCCCACUCCCUGCCUCAUGCUAUUCACCUCUCCCCCUCCUUGCCUCAUGCUAUUCACCUCCUUGCCUCAUGCUAUUCACCUCUCCCCACUCCUUGCCUCAUGCUAUGCUAUUCACCUGACAUUUCACUCCUUUUAACAUCAACACUUGCCCAACCUCGGUUCCCUCUUGCUCGUUCCUUCCUUUCCAUCCUCCUCCCCCCUCUAUGCGUUCCCCCAUGUGUUCCCCCAUGUGUUCCCCCAUGUGUUGCCCCAUGUGUUCCCCCAUGUGUUCCCCCAUGUGUUUCCCAUGUGUUCCCCCAUGUGUUUCCCCAUGUGUUCCCCCAUGUGUUCCCCCAUGUGUUCCCCCAUGUGUUCCCCCAUGUGUUCCCCCAUGUGUUUUCCCAUGUGUUCCCCCAUGUGUUCCCCCAUGUGUUCCCCCAUGUGUUCCCCCAUGUGUUCCCCCAUGUGUUCCCCCAUGUGUUCCCCCAUGUGUUCCCCCAUGUGUUCCCCCAUGUGUUCCCCCCAUGUGUUCCCCAUUUGUCCGUUCUCCCAUGCGUUCCCCCAUGCGUUCCCCCAUGCGUCCCCCCAUGCUUCCCCCAUGUGUCCCCCGCAUGCCUCAGCCCACACUCCCUCCCAUGCCUCUCCCCAUGCUUCCCCCAUGUGUCCCCUGCAUGCCUCCCCCCAUGCCUCCCCCCAUGCCUCCCCCCCAUACCUCCCCCCCAUGCUUCCCCCCCAUGCCUCCCCCCCAUGCCUCCCCCCCAUGCCUCCCCCCCAUGCCUCCCCCCCAUGCCUCCCCCCCAUGCCUCCCCCCAUGCCUCCCCCAUGCCUCCCCGCAUGGCUCCCCGCAUGCCUCCCCCCAUGCCUCCCCCCGUGCUUCCCUUUCAGAUCCAACGCCUCGCAGAUCAUCAUAGACGUGCGGGGCAACGAUCCAACGCCACUCAAAUCAUCAUAGACGUGCGGGGCAACGGCGGCGGCUACGUCGUAGCAGCAUUCGCAGCCAUCCGCCUGCUCAUGGGGGCAGCUAAGGUCCCGGACUCGGAGUACAGGAUUCCUGUAGACUUUGUCAUCGGCAACGAGUUCACCGAGAAUGCCAUCACCAUGCUCUCCCUCGACCCUGCAACGCACUACUUCGUUGCAAAUAACGCCGACCUCAACGGGACCGAUUUCACAAGCGCCUUUGACUACGCUCCGUUCCGCAAGCUCCGCUUCACAAAGGCCGGCCGUGCCGGGAACUACUCAGCGCUGUUCAAGAAGAGCGACAAUUUCACCGGGAAUGUAACGCAGCCGGUGUUUGGGGACCGCCCCUUCCUGGUCCUGUCGGACGGAAACUGCUUCUCCUCCUGUGCUAUCCUCACGCACAUCCUGGGGAAACGCCACAAAGUGCCCAUGGUAACCGUGGGUGGUUUGCCCAACCAGCCCCCCGAUGUGAGCUCCUCGUGCCUCGGGUUUACCCUAAGUGACUUCUCUCCGAUGGCAGAGGGACUCAGCCGGCUCAAUGCUAUGGCGCCAUUUCAAGCGUCGAAGCCUCUCAAGGUGAAGGGGUCGAUUGGCAUGGCGUUUACCAACGGGUACGUGGAUUCGGAGAUUCCGUGCGAGUUUGAGUUUCUGCCCAGCCAGCAUCACAUCAACUACACCGUUGAUCUCAUUGACAAGCCCUGGGCCAUUUGGAGUGAGGUGGCCAAGCUCUUUGCCUCCGCUGCAGCCUAA
Closterium sp. Naga37s-1 is the source of this 3486-nucleotide messenger RNA. NCBI's taxonomy places the organism in Eukaryota, Viridiplantae, Streptophyta, Zygnematophyceae, Desmidiales, Closteriaceae. The record is from the annotation of a GenBank genome assembly.